This is a messenger RNA of Nerophis lumbriciformis (worm pipefish), 2106 nucleotides long. The record is from RefSeq and is a predicted model, not a curated record. Lineage: Eukaryota; Metazoa; Chordata; Actinopteri; Syngnathiformes; Syngnathidae.
AUGGCCCCCAAGAAGAAGGCCCAGGCACGCCUGAAGAAAACCUCCUCGGACGUCCUCCCCCAGGUCCAGACGGAGCCCGUCUCGCCCACCCUGAAGGUGGAGCGUCGCGGCGACGGCGUGGUGGUGGUGGUGGAGAGCGCCGUCAAGAAGAUAGAGCAGAUGGCGGCGUUGGAUAUCGCUCAGCUCAACAGCCUCAAUUUGCCCUUGCCCCCGCCCGUUCUUAAACCUGGUGAACGUGGCCUGGGUCUGGGCAGCGAGCUGACGCGCCCGCUCCACGGGAACGCGAUGCUGGAGGAGCUCAGCAAGAUGCGUCAGGAGAAGUUCUUGACCGAUCUGGAACUGGGCUGCAAGACCAAAUCCUUUGACGUCCACAAGCUGGUCAUCUCGUCCAUCAGUCAAUACUUCAGGGAGAUCCUGGCCAAAGAUCCAGACAUGAAGCGUCUAGAGCUGCCCUCCCUUUCACCUCUCGGUCUGGCCAACGUGAUCACGUUUGCCUACCUGGGCCGCGUGCACAUGUCGCUGUACACCAUUGGCUGCACGGUUUCGGCAGCGUCCACGCUGCAGAUCCCGCAGCUGCUCAAAAUGUGCGCCGACUUCCUGCUGGCCGAGCUGAACGUGCACACCUGCGUAUAUGUGUGGAACAUCGCGGCCGCCUACGGCCUGACUUCCGUGUGCGACGCUGCCCGCCGCUUCGUGUUGGACAACUUCGUGCAGUUCGCCGACACGCCGCUGUUCACGCAGCUCACGCUGGAGCAGAUCUGCGCUUUCAUGCAGGACGACUCGCUGACGCUACCCUCAGAGCUUGUUGCCUUUCAGCUGGCCACAAAAUGGCUGGAUUUCGAGCCUUCCCGUAUGCCUCAUGCCGCCGUGCUGCUGUCUCACGUGCGCUUGGAGACCAUCCCGGCGGCCGAGCUGGUCAGUCGGGUCCAGACUGUACCCCGCAUGAUGCAGGACCCGCAGUGCCACCGCCUGCUGGUGGACGCCAUGAACUACCACCUGCUCCCCUACCAGCAGAACUCGCUGCAGUCCCGCCGCACUCAGGUGCGGGCCAGCCAGCACGCCCUGAUCGCCGUCGGCGGCCGGCCGUCCCUCACCGAACGCGCACUCAGCCGCGAAGUGCUGUGGCGGGAACCCCGAGAAGGAGGCGCGGCCUGGCGUCACCUGACACAGCUGCCGGCCAAGAGUUUCAACCAGUGCGUGGCGGUGAUGGACGGCUUUUUGUACGUGGCUGGCGGUGAGGACCAGAACGACGCUCGCAACCAGGCCAAGCACGCCGUCGGCACCCUCAGCAGGUACGACCCUCGCUUCAACACGUGGCUCCACCUGGCUAGCAUGCGUCAGCGCCGCACGCACUUCUCACUGUCUGCCAGCGGGGGACGCCUGUUUGCCACGGGGGGCCGUAACUCGGAUGGCUUGCUGGCCACGGUGGAAAGCUAUCUGCCUUCCGCCAAUGCCUGGCAGAUGCGCGCCCCCAUGGAGGUGCCGCGCUGCUGCCACUCCAGCGCCACCCUGCCUUCGGGCGACAUCCUGGUGACCGGCGGCUACAUCAACUGCGCCUACUCGCGCUCUGUGGCCCAGUACAGCGUGGAGGGCGACACCUGGCGCGAGAAGCCCACCUUGGAGACGCCCCGCGGUUGGCACUGCUCCGCCACAUUGGGCGGGAAAGUGUACGUGGUGGGCGGCAGCCAGCUAGGGCCCAGUGGGGAGCGUGUGGACGUCCUGACCGUGGAGGUGUUCUCGCCAGAAGGUGACGGCACGUGGAGCCGUGCCGCGCCGCUCCCACUGGGGGUGAGCACGGCGGGUCUGUCCACCUUAGGGCCCGACAAGCUGUACCUGGUCGGAGGCUGGAACGAAGCAGAAAAGCGCUAUAAGGCCGCCGUGCAGACCUACAGCCCGGCUACAGACAGCUGGGCCCGGGCGGAGGACCUGCCCGAACCCACGGUGGGGGUCUCGUGCUGCACGGUGGCCCUGCCGCCUCGACACGCGCCGCGCCGUCAACAGCACCGCAACACGCCGGCCCACGACGAGACGCCUCAGCAGCAGCAGCGGGCCGGGAAAACCCAGGAGAACAGCGUGCAGCCACUGCCGCAAAACGUCACGGCGUAA